UGCAUAACCUUUCACAAGCAUAACCUCACACUUCAGCACGCGCUUCAAUCGAAGCCACUCCGCCCUCGUGCUUGUCCCAAACCGCAUCAUCUCUGCGUCAAGGGUCCUUCUGGGCCCAGGCCAGCCCAGUCUAUCAUAACUCGACCCAUCUCUACCAGGUCCCGCUUGCAAGGGUGAAAGAUGCACCGAAAGCUAAAAGUGACGCGUUUUAGAUCUGCCCUCUUUUUUGAACUGAUAGGAGAUCCAUUGCUAGUUGGUCGUAUUCUAGCAUAUUUGACCGUGCUAGACAGCUUAGAAGAGUCAGUAGGAGAGUAUUAAAAGAAGACGCAAGACGUUCCUGUGUGCAUGUAGUGAAAGGAAUUGCAGUCCAAGAACCUCCUCCCCUUUCGUUCCUUUCUUCAUCUCUGGUCCUUUUGCCAUGGCUGCAUCAUCGUCAUCCUCUUCUUCUGUAAAGACCUUCCCGACGAUAAAGGAAGUACGCACUUUCAUCAUCGAAGGCGUCGGUUCAGGUGGUGACUAUCAUAAUGUUCGUGGCGGCCAUUGGCUCGUUGAUACAUCAAUUGCUACUCCCAUGUCCCGAUGGGAAAAAUACCGAGCCCAGCGAACUUCAUGGGGCAUCAAUGUCUUGGGGUCAUUCUGUGUCGAGAUUGAGGCCACUGAUGGCACAAAAGGUUUCGCUACGGGCUUUGGUGGCCCUCCAGCAUGUUGGCUUGUCUCCUCACAUUUUGAGCGAUUCCUCAUAGGAGCGGAUCCUCGAGAUACGACUCAUUUGUUUGAACAAAUGUACAGAGCAUCGCUCUUCUACGGUCGCAAAGGAUUACCAGUCGCCGUCAUCUCCGUGAUUGAUCUUGCUCUUUGGGAUCUCAUAGGCAAGAUUCGCAAUGAGCCUGUUUACAAGAUGAUUGGUGGAGCAACUCGAUCACGACUCAACUUUUACUGCACCGGCCCAGAACCCUCUGCUGCCAAGGCCAUGGGUUUCUUUGGCGCCAAGGUGCCACUGCCUUUUGGCCCAGACGAGGGACAUGCGGGGCUGAAGAAGAAUAUUGAGUUUCUUCGUAAGCAUCGAGAAAGUGUGGGACCCGAUUUUCCUCUGAUGGUCGACUGCUAUAUGAGUCUCAACGUACCAUAUACGAUUGAGAUUGUCAAGGCGUGCGAGGAGCUCAACAUCAAUUGGUGGGAGGAGUGCCUAAGUCCAGAUGAUCCAGAGGGCUUCGAGCAGAUCAAACGGGCUCAUCCCACCAUGAAAUUCACUACUGGAGAGCAUGAAUACUCACGAUACGGAUUCCGCAAGUUGAUUGAAGGCCGCAAUCUAGACAUUCUUCAGCCCGAUGUUAUGUGGGUCGGUGGCAUGACAGAGCUGCUCAGAGUGGCCGCCAUGGCUAGCGCGUACGAUAUCAGUGUUGUGCCUCACGCCAGUGGGCCCUACAGCUAUCACUUUGUGGUUUCGCAAGCCAACUGCCCUUUUCAGGAGUACUUGGCCAAUUCGCCAGACGGCAAGUCAGUGCUCCCUGUCUUUGGUGACCUUUUCACCAAUGAACCUAUUCCAGUCAAUGGUUACCUUGACGUAUCAGAACUGGACAAACCAGGGUUUGGCCUUGAAAUCAAUCCUGCGGCACGGUUACUGCCAGCAAACAAUAUCUUCAACCCGGCUCCAUCAAGGCCAUUGAGUUUCAAGGAUGAACGUAAUCAUGUGGGGAAAGAGGCGGCAACAAAAUAGAUAUCAUCUGACAGCUUGGAAAUGUGCAUGGGUGUUCCUUCUGUCAUUUUUCUUUUGUUUUCUCGUCUUUUGCAUUGCGUGAUACACAGCGACUUGCCUAAUUCUAAUAUGGUUUGAGAGGGGUGGAGACUUGAUUCGUCACUUUUGCUUUCUUCUUAGUCUCGGGAGUUUAUCUACCGCGAACAUGGGCUUAUUUAGCCUACUUCACAUGCAACAGCGUUAGUUUUGCAUGACAGAACUGCAAUGGCAAUCAUUGCCGAUCCAGAAACCGGUUUGAAUCAGUAGUAAUAUCUUGUUACUCGUUAUUCAUCGGAGAUCUCUACCGAAGUGGUU
Messenger RNA from Xylona heveae TC161, 2050 nucleotides. RefSeq names its product mandelate racemase/muconate lactonizing enzyme family protein. Lineage: Eukaryota; Fungi; Ascomycota; Xylonomycetes; Xylonales; Xylonaceae. The coding region runs from base 419 to 1717 and encodes 432 amino acids. Gene Ontology annotation, molecular function: magnesium ion binding; L-rhamnonate dehydratase activity. Gene Ontology annotation, biological process: carbohydrate catabolic process. The record is from RefSeq and is a predicted model, not a curated record. The transcript is spliced from 2 exons.